This is a messenger RNA of Fulvia fulva, 591 nucleotides long. RefSeq lists its product as uncharacterized. NCBI's taxonomy places the organism in Eukaryota, Fungi, Ascomycota, Dothideomycetes, Mycosphaerellales, Mycosphaerellaceae. The transcript has a single exon. Bases 1 to 591 code for a protein of 196 amino acids. The record is from RefSeq and is a predicted model, not a curated record.
AUGGCUUGCUGUUCGAAGCAAUCAGUGUGUAGACGCCAAUCGCCUGUAGAGCAUCAUCGACUGAUCAAGCAUCGGAAAACAGAUCGCGUCACUCAAGGCAUCGGCGGCGCCAUCGUAAAUGGCGUCGUACCACCAAGCUGCUGUACGGUCGGAGCCUACACUACCCGCACCACCCUGCCGGAGAAGAAGAUCCCGAGUAUGACUCGCCACUUUCCGGAAUCUGACGUCGAGUAUUUCAGCCUGAACUCCUUCUACUUCGGCUGCACUCUCGCCAACGGCGCAGGUGCCGCUACGGCGUUAUUCAAUUGCACUGUCAAAGUCCAGGGGUAUCUUGACGGGGUCCGGGUGGUGGAGUCGAAGCCCUUCAAAUUCGUAUCGCCUGCCAUCAGUAGGGCGCCAAUGGUCCACGCCAUAUUGAAUGACAAAAAGUUCGAGAAAUUGCAUUAUGUUACACUCAGCUCGACGUACGACUUGGCCAGAAUUCCGAUGAAUCUGGCUGGUGCCACGCUGAUUGAUGAUGUCUCACAUACGAAUUACAGGCGUGUAUCGAAAACUCUCAAGCCGAGACAACCAGGAAUGGUGGCUGAGUGA